GGGUUGAAAUCCCAGCAUCCCAUACGGCCCCCUAAGUUCCUAAGUGCAGAACCAUGAGUAACCCCUGUGCAUUGCCGGGUGUGACCCAAGGCAAAAAAAAAAAGAUACAGGCAGAUUAUUUUUCACAAAUUUUAUUUCCUAUCAAAGUUUUGGGCUUUAAUGCCAUCCUUUUCAUCCUCAGAAGCUGAGGGUGUUCAGAGCCCUGCAGCGUUGCGCGGCUGUUUGUCCCGCGACCCCUUAAGGCCGGCGGCAGCCCUGCAGCGCAGCCCUCCUCUCGCCGCGCCCGGCCUCUGCGGGGGCCCCCUAGAGGCCGGUGGGGGCACUGCAGCGCAGCCCUCCGCUCGCCAUGCCAGGCCUCGGCAGAAGCGGACAAGCUCCCCCGAGGGACGCUCCUGUUUCCUAGCGGCACUCCAGAUAUGCCGCCGGGAGCCCUGGGUGGAAGGCUUUCGGAUCCCGAGUCCGUUCCAUGCCUGUGACCCUGGCUGUGGGCGGAGGCGACGCGGGCUCCUCGGCGCUGCCGUACCGUCCGGUCUGGCUGGUCCCGUCUGCGCCCCGAACUCGGGGGCCCAUCCGUCGGCCCAAUACCGGCCUGGCCCCGCUCCUCCCCGGGCUCCGGCCCCGCCCCGAGUUCUAGCCCCGCCCCGUCCCCGCCCCGACUCGCAGUUCUGCGCGCAUGCGCGUGGCGGCCGGCGGCGCGGCGGGGAAAUGGCGGCGGCCGCGGGCGGCACGGGCGGCGCGGGCCCGGGCCCGUCGGAAGGGGCCCUCUCCGGCGUUAGCUGCGGCCCGGCCUCCGGCGCGGCCCCGGGCCCGGCCUCUUGGAGCCGAGCCCUCGAUCGAGCGCUGGAGGAGGCGGCGCUCAGCGGGGUGUUGAGCCUGAGCGGCCGGAAACUGAGGGAGUUUCCCCGGGGAGCGGCCAGCCACGACCUGACGGACACCACCCGGGCCGAUUUAUCACGAAAUCGCCUCUCAGAAAUUCCCUUAGAAGCAUGUCACUUUGUCUCCCUGGAGAAUCUCAACUUAUACCAAAAUUGUAUUCGGUAUAUACCAGAAGCAAUUCUAAACCUACAAGCGCUAACAUUCUUAAAUAUUAGUCGGAACCAGCUAUCAACAUUGCCAAUACACUUGUGUAAUUUACCAUUGAAAGUCUUAAUUGCUAGCAAUAACAAAUUGGUCUCACUUCCAGAAGAAAUUGGUCAUCUCAGAUAUUUAACAGAACUUGAUGUGAGCUGCAAUGAAAUUCAAACUAUACCAUCCCAAAUUGGUAAUUUGGAAGCCUUGAGAGACCUUAACAUAAGAAGGAAUCACUUAGUAUGUUUACCUGAAGAGCUAGCAGAAUUGCCUUUGAUACGGUUAGACUUCUCCUGCAAUAAAAUUACAACAAUCCCUGUUUGUUACCGUAACCUCAGACACCUACAGAUGAUCACCUUAGAUAAUAAUCCGCUGCAGUCACCGCCUGCACAGAUAUGUAUCAAAGGCAAAGUCCAUAUAUUUAAAUACCUGAACAUACAAGCCUGUAAGAUUGCUCCAGAUCUGCCAGAUUAUGAUAGGAGACCCUUGGGUUUUGGUUCCUGCCAUGAAGAACUGUACUCCGGCCGGCCUUACGGAGCCCUGGACUCCGGUUUCAAUAGUGUGGACAGUGGCGAUAAGAGAUGGUCAGGGAAUGAACCCACAGAUGAAUUUUCAGAUCUGCCUCUCCGAGUAGCAGAAAUUACUAAAGAACAAAGACUCCGAAGAGAAAGCCAGUACCAGGAACAUCGCAGCAGUUUACUAGUAACAAAUGGUGGAGAAUAUGACCUGGAUCAGAUCGACUACAUUGACAGUUGUGCUGUGGAGGAGGAGGAGGAGGAAGGGCGUCAGCCCCGGGCCCUGGACAGAGACAGCCUCAGUUCCCAGUUCAUGGCCUACAUCGAGCAGCGGCGGAUUUCUCAUGAGGUUUCACCAGUAAAACCUGUGCCCAUUAGAGAGUUUCAUAAAACAGAAGACAUGAGAAGAUAUUCACAUCAAAACAGGCUUCCAGCUGAACCAUCUGCUCUCUCACCACUGACAUCAAAUCACAGUCAGCUCUCACAUGCAGACUUAGAACUUCAUCGAAGAAAAGAACAGUUAGUUGAACAUGCUCGAAGAGAGGCACAGCUUGCUGCCUUGCAGUAUGAGGAGGAGAAGAUAAGGACCAAACAGCUUCAGAGAGACGCUGUCCUGGACUUUGUCGAGCAGAAGUCAUCAUUAAGUCCACAAAAACACCAACCUUCCUUAGAUGGUGAGUGUCCCUUUCCACCCAGACGGUCUCGGCACACUGAUGAUAGUGCCUCGUUAGUGAAUGGUGACAGGUCUAAUGCUGUAUCAAGCUUACCUGCAACAGAAACAGUUCACCGGUCCCCUCCAUACUCUUUCCCUGUUUCUACCCCAAGAAACCAACCCCAGCGCCCUGAUAGCUUCCUUUUCCGAGCAGCCUUAAGGGCAGAACCAAAUAAAGGUUUACCCCUUUCAACUUCUUCACCUAUCACAGAUUCUACAGAAUCCAUAACAAGAGAGAAUUCGAGGCAGAGAGAAGAGGAGCUGGAGUUAAUAGAUCAGCUUCGGAAACAUAUUGAAUAUCGAUUGAAAGUUUCUCUGCCUUGCGAUCUGGGAUCAGCUCUCACCGACGGGGUUGUUCUUUGCCAUUUGGCUAACCAUGUGCGGCCACGCUCCGUCCCAAGCAUUCAUGUUCCCUCACCAGCUGUACCUAAGUUAACAAUGGCAAAGUGCAGGCGAAAUGUGGAGAACUUCCUGGAAGCGUGCAGAAAAAUCGGUGUUCCUCAGGAGCAAUUGUGUUUGCCUCUCCACAUUCUAGAAGAGAAAGGGCUGAGCCGGGUCGCGGCCACCGUCCAGGCCCUCCUGGAGCUGGCUCCGCCCAAGCCGCAGCCGUCUGCAGUGUAAGGACUCCGGGCCUCGGUGUGGGCCUGGCCAGGCAAGGAACGGGACCACGUGAUUGCUGCUGUCAGCCGUCGCCUGGCCAGGCUCUGGGAGCGCUUAGGAGGGACUGUUCCAUGAUUCCUAACGGGAACGCUCUGCUUUGUUUCUCCAUUUUAGGGGAGGGUAUGUCCAUUUCCACUGAACUGCUUAUGAAGACACGGUUGGUUUUCACACUUGCCUCUUAUUUAUGUCAUUACUGAGGACUCAGCACCAGAGCCUGACCUGGCUUGUAUUUUCCUAGAGGUUUUGUUUUUUCCCACAAAUCAGAAUGAUAAAUAUUUCCAGAAGGAUAUUUAGUUCUGUUGAAGGCACAGACAUUGUCAUCCUUACCUAUUUCCUAUACCUCUGGGAAUCCUCCUUGCUUCUAAAUUUUGGAGCCAUUCGAAACUCCAGGAGCUUUUGUACAAAUACCGUGGGCAUCCCGUGGGCAAGAGAGCAUCAAGGUUGCCGCUGUUCCCCGUCUCGAGAGCAGACCACUCUCAGAGCUAGCUGUCUGCUCCGGGAGCUCAGUGUCACGCUGCUUUGGAGCCACAUUGCAAACCGAGAGCACUUAGGGUUACUUGGACUGUUUUGUCCAAGGCAAAACAAAAUUGCCGUAUAAGGCCCAGAUUCUCUCUAGUCAGUAUGACGGUUGUAUCAUCUGUUACCUCCGUUAUCACACUCCACACAGAUUCCAGAUUGUUAGGCCAGUAUCAGCUUUGCACUGACCUUUCUGAGCAUCCCUGGAUAUGCAGGGCACACACAUGUCCGCUUCCCAACUAUCAGAUUAUGAGGAACCAAGGAGAAGCCACAGUUCUUAAAUUUCCUUCAGUAACUGCCAGAUCCUGCAACUAUGUCCAGGCAGUUGUGGUGUCUUGAAAAGAGCUCGGCCUCAUUUAGCUCACCCAGUCCCUUUCCGGCCCACCCCGACAUCCUCUGCUCAGUGGAGUGGGUGGCAGGGCCUCAGGCUUGUGCUUCAAAUAUCCUAAAGGUGAAGCCACUUGCAUCCUUUUUCCCACUUCAGUUGUGGUUGUCAUGUUAUCUAUUAGUAUUCGUUGCCUUUGUAAUCCAAGUAAAUGUCUUAAAUGAAGAGUCUAGUCUGCUCUCUUUUUUUUUUUUGCUUUUUGGGUCACACCCAGCGAUGCACAGGGGUCAUUCCUGACUCUGCACUCAGAAAUUACCCCUGGCAGUGCUCAGGAGACCAUAUAGGAUGUGCAAGGCAAACGCCCUACCCGCUGUGCUGUUGCUCCAACCCCAAGUCUACAUAUUUUUCUGUUAAUUGUUCUGGAUUUCCUUUACCAGUUACAUGCAUUUGAGUAAAAUCUUCUCUUGUAUGUAAAUGCAAUCUGAAAGUAACCUUGCAUAAAAUCAUACUGAGUUUCUGAACAAAACAGUGUUUUGUUUUUUCCUUGUCUCCACAGGGAAAUAGUUCAUGUGGACCUUACUGCUAUGUCAUGUUUAUAUUUAUAGGCCACGAAAUAUUUCUGCUCAAAGCCCAGCCCUUCAGGGCCUCCCAGAGCAGAAGUCAAGUCUCUCUUAAGAUCUUGAGCCUGUUCUGUCCUAUUUGUAGCUCCAAAUACAUCCAUCAGUCAUAUGACUUACUUAGGAUUUAGCUGUGUAUAUUUUUAAACUUUACGUAUUUUUACUUCUGAUUUUGACCAGGUUAACAACAUUAAAUCUAGGACAGUCUCCAAAAUAUAAAGCCACUUAAGACUCAGCAAAGGACAGUACUGUUUGUCAUAUUUUACUCAAGAAAUGGUCCUAGAAGAUCUGCAUAAUAACAACACUGGAAUAUGUACAACUUACAUUCUCAUAGGAAUGAAUAGAAAUUUCAAGUACAUUUCAGAUUUUACACGUAACAUGAAACCUUACUAAUGCAUUUUGAUUGAACUCAUUCAAGUACAUAUGCCCGGAGUGUUAGGGGAGAUUUUGUGUGCUUUUAAUAUUGAAUGAGACAAAUAUCAAAGAAAAAGAAUUUCCUUUUCCAUCUUAAGAUGCAAGCACAAACCAUAAUGUUUUUGUUGGAAGAAUUUUGUAUGCAGUGUUUGAUAUAUCUUUUUGAGGUAGAAAGAGAAUUUCAGUUUAACAUUUAUUUAGCCCUGCUGGACUCCAGUGUGAGACAGAGAUGACUGUGGAACAGUUCCACCCGAUCCUUUCUGACCUCUGCCUUCAACAGCAAGCUCCCCUAUGCCAACACACAGAAGAGGAAACGGCUGAGUGUCCGCCAGCCGUCAGCAGUCUCCAUGCCCGAGCCGCCAGCCC
Messenger RNA from Sorex araneus (European shrew), 5193 nucleotides. RefSeq names its product leucine rich repeats and calponin homology domain containing 3 (gene LRCH3). Gene Ontology annotation, molecular function: protein binding. The record is from RefSeq and is a predicted model, not a curated record. Lineage: Eukaryota; Metazoa; Chordata; Mammalia; Eulipotyphla; Soricidae. The transcript has 20 exons. Bases 160 to 2916 code for a protein of 918 amino acids.